CGCGAACAGUUGUGAAUAUUAAUACCUGCAUGCCCUAGGAGUCCACGUCGUCGCCGUCGGUGGUCCAGUUUUCUGUCUGUGUCCCUUGCUACAUCCUCAAAUGCAAGCGCUCUUCCCGGAGUGAAGCAAAGCAAAGUUAGGACCGCGAAUAUCAACACUGCCCUAUCAGUGCAUCACUAUCAGUAUCUCCUUCCUUCUCAUUCCUAGAUUUCGAGCUUCCGGACAUCAGCUCUGAUCACUUGCCGCGGUGCAGCCACACUUGUGACUUAUACUAGUUAUAGACAGAUCAGUAGGUGGAUACCCCCAGUCUGACCCGUAGGAGAAAGACCAUCUGAAUCACGGUGCGCUGAGCAGCAUCGAGUAAACAAAUGGCUGUUCAGCUUAUGCCGUGCUCUUUCCGUUCAUCUGCGCAACAAGUGCAACAGCAGCGAUUGGCAGUGGGGCAUUCUGCAGCUGAAAAACAUUUCGUCAACCGGCAGCAGCCGGGACAGCUAACCGCGUGUGGUGGAAGCACUGUGGUUGCUCUGAUCACUACUAGAAGUCCGGACAGAUCUGCUAUGAUGGCACGAUCGUGCCUACACCACUCUUGUAGCGUCGACGGCGAAGAGCAGAUUCCGCGCUACGAGAAUUUAGACGUGCUCGGUCAGGCUCUGCCAGAAGAUCUCUUGGAGACUCAGUUUUCGGAAAUCCAACCGGCUUAUGUUACACUUCUGCAAGGAGCAUCGCAGGGAGAGAACACAGCAAGUGUGGCGACAGAUGAAGAACGGCCUCCAGCUCCACUGCCGAACGAGAGAAACUUCCUGGACGAUUUGGUGAUACAGAAACUGCAAAGUGUCAAGGAGGCUCCUCCGGUGGACGUCCAGCGGAGGCUUGGUUACGAGGAUACGAAACCUAGGCUGCCACAGGCACCAUCAGCCUCACGAAGCCCUGGCCGUGCGCAGCGCCCAUCGACGGCGCAGAAGCCAAGCCCAAAGGUAUCGAGCCGUGCUUCUCCAAAGCUGCCCAAAGAAGCGCCACGGCCGAAACCAAGAGUUAGUGUGCCAUCGGAGUCGCUGUCAUCCUCCAAGUCCCGCGGUGUAUCGAAUGGUGCCCCAGUGGUGUCUUCCAGCAUCACACCGCCACAGGCAAGCAUCAUGACAAGCGGCAACACAGGGCGGCAGCUACUAAAACUGGAUGGCGUACCAACAGAGUGGUUUCACGGUGUCAUCACCAGAAAAGAGGCUGAUGGUCUACUAAAGGACCAGCCCGUCGGGACAUUCUUGGUUCGAAUUGGAGAGCGACAUCUGGGAUACUCCUUGUCUGUGAGGGGCGGUGCGGGAAUGAAGCACUUCAUGAUCACGCAGCGAGACGAGAACGAGUUCCAGUUGGGAACCAAUCCGAAAAUCCACGCCUCCAUGCACGACCUCAUCAGCCACUUCUAUCAGAACGAUCUAAAUAGCAGUGGAGACAUGCUGACAGAAGGCUUCAAUCACGCCACGGCUAUGUACUGACCAAUUCUUGACAGAACGCAUUGUACUUUAAGUUAGCUGGUGAUUUUUAAUUUUCUUCUGCAGUCCCUUGCUGCUUUCUGACAGGCCUAUAUUGAAUGCAUGCAUGUGCCAGCCAGUGCAGACCCAUUUGCUGUACAACUCACACACGCACACUUACUUCAGUGCACUAAUGCAGUCUUCAACAUCUUUAUCUUAUUCCACGAGUAAAUCUUGUUAGGACUUUAUUUUCACAAAUUUCGAAUUUCACUUUUGACCUAUGCUGCACAUUCACACCUAGGCGUUUUUUCCAUUUGCUCUUAUUGCGUGCAACUGCUUGCACUUGUCCUGCGUAAUUUCUCCUGUACAUACAGCAGGACAUGCGUUGACAGGAUAAGAGGACCAUGGUACCUUGAAAAUGCCCACCUGCACAUAACUAUCGUCUACAUAAUUAUAAUCUUGGUGCCAGUGGUUUUUGUACAUUCUAUAAAGCAUUGCACUUUAAUUUACAAUACUGCUAUGUCUGGCCCUGGCCUUCCUCAAUCUGCCUAUACACUUCUCCCUUAUCACACAAGUAUUCUACCCUUGACACGCCAGCUAUACAUACUCACUGCCGUCUCGAAGAACAGACUAACCAUCUGGACGCCUCCUCUCCGCUGCUAUAUCCAGAUUUCUUUGAUUCAGCUCAAAUUCUAUCAUAAUAUCUACAAGCUAUAAUAAAAAAGUCCAAGUUCUGUCCCUUUGGGAAAACGCGGCCAAUAAUUCAAAA
This is a messenger RNA of Sycon ciliatum, 2235 nucleotides long. RefSeq names its product SH2 domain-containing protein 4A-like. The coding region runs from base 369 to 1490 and encodes 373 amino acids. The transcript is spliced from 7 exons. Gene Ontology annotation, cellular component: cytoplasm. Lineage: Eukaryota; Metazoa; Porifera; Calcarea; Leucosolenida; Sycettidae. The record is from RefSeq and is a predicted model, not a curated record.